GUCUAACGAGAAGCCUAAGUAUAACUUCAGAUGAAAAGUCGUUUGAAACAGCACAAGGAGAGAAAGUUACAUUGCCGUGUACAUUUGUACUCUCAGAAGAAGAUGAAGGCCCGCUAGAUAUUGAGUGGGUAUUAAUACCAGCAGAUAAUCAAAAGAAGGAGCAAAUAAUAAUUAUGUAUGCUGUAAACAGGAUUUAUAAUCAUUAUUAUGCUGCUAUGACGGGGCGGAUGCAGUUUACUAAUCCUGAUCCCAGAUCUGGUGAUGGUUCGUUGGAUAUCCUGAAUUUAAAGUCAGCAGACACUGGCACGUACCAGUGCAAAGUGAAGAAGGCUCCUGGAGUUCAAAGCAGAAAAAUACAGUUGACUGUACUUGUGAAGCCAGCAAGAACUAAAUGUUCCAUUGAAGGAUCACAGGAGAUUGGAAAAGACGUUAUCUUGAAAUGUGCAUCACAAGAAGGAUCCCCACUUCUGUCUUACGACUGGAGGAGAGUAUCUGGCACACAGGAACUUCCUGCCACUUCUAUGCUGAAUAAAAAUACAGGGGAACUUCUCUUGAAAAAUGCCUCUCAAGUCUAUUCUGGUACAUACAAUUGUGUUGCCUCAAACAGAGUUGGCACGGAUGAAUGUUCUGUUGAGCUGAAUGUCACCCCUCCUAUAAAUACAGCUGGUAUAAUUGCUGGAGCUGUUAUAGGAACUCUGCUGGGUCUUUCUGUAUUGGCUUUUCUCGUCUUCUGUUGCUGUAAGAAACACAGAGAGAAGAAGUAUGAGAAGGAAGUACAUCACGAUAUCAGAGAAGAUGUUCCACCUCCAAAAAGUCGCAGUUCAACAGCCCGCAGCUACAUAGGCAGCAAUCGCUCCUCUCUGGGUUCCAUGUCUCCCUCAAAUAUGGAAGGAUAUACCAAAACUCCUUAUAGUCAAGUCCCAAGUGAAGACUUUGAACGUACUCCUGGUCAAAACCCAACCUUUGCACCUUCAAAGGUAGCUGCACCUAAUUUAAGUAGAAUGGGAGCUGUUCCUGUGAUGAUUCCAGCACAAAGCAAAGAUGGGUCCAUAGUAUAAAAUAUUAUUAAUUUAAAUGCUGUUUUUUAAGUGUUCAUUGUAAGUAUUAGAGAAAACUACCGUGUUCCAUCCCUCAUUUAAACAAUGGCAUGCAAUUUUCCUUGAAGAAAUUGAAUGAAUUAGUUUGAAAAGCCACCAGUUCUCAUUUUUAAUUUUAAACUUAUUAGUAUAUGACAGUUGAACUAUUUGCUAAAAGCUUUGAAGUUCCUAAAUAAAUAUCGGACAC
Leptosomus discolor (cuckoo roller) is the source of this 1284-nucleotide messenger RNA. The record is from RefSeq and is a predicted model, not a curated record. NCBI's taxonomy places the organism in Eukaryota, Metazoa, Chordata, Aves, Leptosomiformes, Leptosomidae.